This is a messenger RNA of Sesamum indicum (sesame), 1042 nucleotides long. The record is from RefSeq and is a predicted model, not a curated record. NCBI's taxonomy places the organism in Eukaryota, Viridiplantae, Streptophyta, Magnoliopsida, Lamiales, Pedaliaceae.
GUCUGAAGCAUUUGAUAAUACGGGGAGUUGGAGUUUGAGCCCAAAUAGAAGCAUGACGACGGCUCCUUGUAGUUCUGGGACCUUUCUCAAGACCCCAACUCCACUGCUCUCUUCUCCGUCAAAUUUCCGAUCGUUGAGUUUCAUCAGUCUUCCCUUUUCUCUGUGCGCGAAGCUUAAACCCAGUACUGCUUCACGCCCUCUUACAGUAGUAACUGCGACCCCCAUGGCGAGUGAACAGAGUUCAGUUAAAGCGGUUGAUUCCGUGCCCGAUUCUAACAUCAAGCUCUUGUUUGUUGAAAUGGGCGUCGGCUACGAUCAACACGGACAGGAUAUUACGUCAGCAGCAAUGCGGGCUUGCAGGGAUGCCAUUUCCUCUAACUCAAUUCCCGCUUUCAGGAGAGGUUCUAUACCUGGUGUUUCAUUUGGUGAGAUGAAACUACAGAUUAAAUUGGGAGUUCCUCGACCGCUACAGCAUUUGUUGGAUAUUGAGAAGGUCAAGUCAGUUUUCCCUUAUGGAACAAUAUCAAUUGUUGAGGUUGUCGACGGGGGACUGAUAUGCUCGAGUGGGGUGCAUGUCGAAGAAAUGGGAGACAAGAAUGAUGACUGCUACAUUGUAAAUGCAGCUGUCUAUGUUGGUUAUUAAGUUUCUAUCACAAUCAGACCUGGAAGUGUGACAAGUUCCUAAUCUUGCAGAAGUCAUGCUAGAGAUGAUUCAAAGUAUCAGGCAAUCAAAGCAGGCUUCGAGCUAAACCUGGCAUGAUCUCUACCAUAAACAGCAGGACCAGCUUUAGGUAUCUCCAGUGGAUUUGUUGUAGCUUUAAUUGGUUGUAUCUACCUCUAUACAAACUUGAUUUUGAGCCAGCACAAUCUUUGUCCCUGUUGAUAUAAUAUAAUUAAUUUUCUUUCGAGUAAAUGUUGCGUGAUUUCUUGAAACACUGAUAGGACUACCAGGAAUGUUAGCAAGAGUAAUGCUAAACGUUUACAGCAUACAUUAUCUGCUUUCUCCCACAAUCAAAUAAAUUCAAUGACCUUGAUUAUUUUA